GGCUUUAAUCCACACUCCAACGGUCCCUAUCCUUGGUCUGGAAAUCAGGCUCAUUGGCCUGGAGACUCAACCUUUGACGUUCCUCCUCCGGGUAAUUGGGGGCAAAGUGGACAAAUGUGGAAUCAAAAUGGACCUCCAGGCUGGUCACCCGGUUUCCUAGAUGGAAGUUCUCGGCCGCCUGUUUUCUCCGGACCAGCAGCUUUCGUAGCACAAGGCACCCAGGCACCUUUUUACCCACCUACAAACCAGCCAGUGGAUCCCGCUCAUGCAGUGAUUCCCCCCAACUUAUCAAUGAAGGAUGUCGAGCAAAGUGAAGCAAAUCUUAAGGCUCAAUACGAAUCAAUUAUGACUAAACAGAAUAGCGAGAUUGCAGACUGUUUAGAUUCAUACAGAGAAGAAAUGGUCAAAAUUCGUGGUGACGAAAUGGAUAUGCCUUGGGCUGAAAUGGACAAGAUAAUUCAACCCUUGAUAGAAUCAUGUACUAAAGAAAACAUUGCUCGAGGAAAGACGUGGGUUAUAGAUAGAAUGGCCAAAACUCCAGAGUUAACGAAGCUGAUGACAGAUUAUCUUAUUGCCAGAGUUGCGGCAAGGCAUGUAUCAUUUGAUCUUCGACUCCACAUCGUAUAUUUACUCAAUGAUUUGCUGCACCAUUGCAAACGACGUGGUGCGCCACCGCACUUGAAGAGUGCCUUUAGGGAUCUGGUGCUUCCGUGCUUCUGCCUUGCUAUGGAUCUGGCAGAUGCUGAUCGCAAAAUAAAAUUGGUGCGUGUGCUUGAUCUUUGGGUCAAAAAUGAAUAUUUGGAAUCUGAAUUGCUCGACUUAAUGCGUAUCCCCAAAUCGGAGGAAUUUCUCUCUAAAUGGCUGGAGUCCCAAAGAAAGAUGUGUGAAACACGUGAAACUGAGAUACGCGAGCGAUACCAAGCUGAAUAUGCAAAUCUUGAGCAACAGCAUAAUGAAUUUGCGGCUCACGUGCGGCGUGUUCUUGAUGAGCAGCAGCAGCAGCAGCCACCGCCUAUGCCUGGUGGAAAUUUGUAUGAGGGACAGCAACACCAGCCGCCCUACAACAUGUGGAUGCAUGGCCCCUUCCAAGGCCCUCCUCAUCAACAGGGUCCUCCCCCACAUCACAUGGGUCCUUAUCCUCCACCACAUGGUGGGCCGCCGCCCUUUGACAUGGGCCCGUUGCCUAGGCACUCAAUACAUGACCAGCGGGGUGAACAUCCUGGGAGUGGAGGCGGGGGGCCAGGUUUCGAUGGCCCCUAUCGUCAUACUCCUCAUCACCAGGGCCCUCUGCCACCAUUUGGACCACCUCGAUUCCGUGGCCCACAUCCGGGCCACUUUCAUCCGGGCCAUCCGGGUCAUCAUCCUAUGUCUCCAUGGGCCGGGCCCCAACAACCUCCAUUCCCACCCCAUCCCGGCUUCAGAAACGACUUUGCUGGUGACGAUGAAGAUGGGUGUUAUUAUGACGACAGAAGCCAAGCGGAUUGGGACGGUAGCUGUGGUGUUAGAGGUCGGGAUCGCGACAGAGAUCGUUGCGGGGAUUGGGACAGAGACCGUGACAGAGAGGAUGAUCGCUUCGAUAGACGCCGUGGUCGCCUUGAUGCUAGAGGAAUACGAGAUAUUCAUCGAGGUAUAUAG
Messenger RNA from Protopolystoma xenopodis, 1635 nucleotides. NCBI's taxonomy places the organism in Eukaryota, Metazoa, Platyhelminthes, Monogenea, Polystomatidea, Polystomatidae. The record is from the annotation of a GenBank genome assembly.